Molecule: messenger RNA, 2586 nt
Organism: Acanthoscelides obtectus
Lineage: Eukaryota; Metazoa; Arthropoda; Insecta; Coleoptera; Chrysomelidae
Source: the annotation of a GenBank genome assembly
GUUCUGUGUCAAUACUUGUCAAUGUUACGGACUUCUCUGUUGUUUGUUCUGUAGGAGUUUUUCCAGUUUUUCUUUUUUAUGUUAUUUCUAACCUUAAUCUGGAAAUCGGGAAAUCAUACCGCACGUGUGCAUUUAGAUUUUUCGUUCUCAAUCGCGAAAUUUAGAAAUAAUUGCAUUUAUAGCUCGAAAUGCUGAAUUGUCAUUCCCAGAGCCUGCUCGAAGAAUACUUGUAACAAAAGAAGCUAUGAUUUUUCAGAACUUCAAAAUUAUCCAUCAAAAUUAACUAUCAUUUUCGUCGUUUCACCUUUCCAUUGCAUUGUUUCUACAAAUGUUCAAUUAACCUUCCAUAUCUUCUAAAAACUAUCCUAAUGUUGUUUAAAAAGCGUUCAAAAUGCUGAGGAUAGCCAAAAUACACCAUAUCACCAGACUGCUCAAUGCUCCAGUUAUUCGCACUAGUCUUGUAAACAUAGCAAAUGAUGGAUACGAUAGUCGUUUGGGAUGUAAGAUUGCAUUUAUAAACAGAAAUUAUUGUAGUAGCAGGAAAGGAGAUGGAGAAAAGGUAGGCGAUGAAUCUAUCAAAUCCCAUCCUCAAUCCAAACCCUGUGAGUCCCAAGACCCUGUGAAGCUUAAAGAGUGUCAACCUGUUAGUAUCCAUCCAUGCAAACCACCCCCUCCAGGAUUCCCCACGAAAAUUCCAUCUGUCAAACAAUGCUCUACACCUAAUAUGAUGAGCGAAAUGCCUGAACCUACUUGUCCAUUCGAUGAAGAAGAUGGAAAACGUAGAGCUAGUUAUAGGAAGUUAUUUUUAUUAGGGUUAUUGUUUACAGCCAUCACUCUGGGUACAGUAUGGAACUUGGGGAUGUUUGACUAUCAUGAAGAAAACAUCAGAAACAAGAAGGAGAAACCAAAAUCAGAUAAUAAAAGAAAACAAAGACAAAAAAGAGCCAUUAUCAAAGACCCACCUACCUCGAAAGAAAUCCCAUCAAACGUUCCAUACCUCCUCAUUGGCGGAGGCACUGCAUCUUUCGCUGCAUUCCGAGCAAUCAAAUCAUCUGAUCCUACAGCCAAGGUCUUAGUGGUUACAAAUGAAUCAUUCUUUCCAUACAUGAGACCACCAUUGUCUAAGGAAAUAUGGUUCAAUGAUGAUCCUGAAGCUGUAAAAAAGUUGAUCUUCAAACAGUGGAAUGGCUCUGAAAGGAGUUUAUUCUAUGAGCCAGAUGAUUUCUACACAAAAUGUCAAGAACUCAUGGAAAACCCAAAUGGAGGUGUAGCAGUAGCAAGGGGUUGGCAAGUGAUAGAAGUUGAUGUUAUUGCGAAAAAGGCAAUUUUGGAAGAUGGUUAUGCUAUCCAUUAUGAUAAGUGCCUACUGGCUACAGGUGCUACUCCAAGAUUGUCACCCAUCUUUGAAGUAGCUGUAGCAGAUGAGAAGAUAGCCGAAAAAGUUAAAUUGUUUAGGAAUAUUUAUGAUUUUGAAGAAUGUAUGGAAGCCUAUAAUCAGUCCAAAACCAUUGCCAUAGUCGGUGGCGGAUUUUUGGGUAGUGAAUUAGCUUGUGCCAUGGCUAGAAGAGAUAAGAAGAAAACUAAAACCAUAUAUCAACUGUUUAGAGAAGGUGGAAACAUGGGAAAGAUCCUGCCAGAAUACUUGAGUUAUUGGACCACAGAGAAGGUUAAAGCAGAAGGGGUUACUGUGAUGCCAAAAACUGAAGUGAUAGGGGUUAAAAACGACGGAAAAGGUCUGGAGUUAGAGUUGAGCAACAAUAAGAAACUUCAUGUAGAUUUUGUGUUGGUAGCAAUUGGCGUAGAACCGAACACAGAGUUAGCAGAAAAGUCAGAUUUGGAAGUAGACCCUGAAUUAGGCGGAUAUCUUGUGAAUACGGAGUUACAAGCUAGGAGUGAUCUCUACAUUGCUGGCGACGCAGCCUGCUUCUACGACGCGCGACUAGGCAGAAGGCGCGUCGAACAUCACGAUCACGCUGUGGUAACUGGCCGCUUGGCUGGCGAGAAUAUGACCGGCGGCCGGAAGCCGUACCUCCAUCAAAGCAUGUUCUGGAGCGACCUGGGGCCGGACGUAGGGUUCGAGGCGAUAGGAGUGGUGGAUUCUUCAUUGCCUACCGUCGCGGUGUUCGCCAAGGCUACGGGUAGGGACCACCCGCAAGCGGUGGUUACGCAAGAGAAAGAGGGGCUCAGGUCGAAUACGGAAGAGAUACCUCAAGAGUGUGAUAAGUACGCGUCCGAAGAAAAACGGACGGAGCUAGAAGAGGCCAGAAAGCAGAGUAGCGAACCUAACAAAGCCGAGGGCGAGGAUUUCGGAAAAGGUGUCAUUUUCUACUUGCGCAACGAUAUCGUAGUGGGCAUAGUGUUGUGGAACGUUUUCAACAGGAUGUCCGUGGCCAGGCAGGUGCUGAAAGACCAACGGAAGUACGAGGACUUGAACGAGGUUGCGAAACUGUUCAAUAUACACGAGGAUGAUAUGAGUGAGGCUGCGGCCAGCGAGUAAUACGGGCACGUGGUUCGGUCCGUCGGUUUUUUUUAGCAUUCUGUAAUUUGUAAUCGUUAAGUAUUAUAUUGAAGUUGUUUUUCAAAAGA